GGUAACGAUAUCACUCAGUCGUAAGCGCCGCUCCAGUGACGAACUAACACUGAAAUAUAAUUAACACGCAACUAAUUAAUUUAAAUUGUUAUAUCAAAACGUUGAGUGUAAACUUUUGAAGUAUAAGGACAAAUUUUUGGCGGCAGAACCACGGGUGUUUGCCAAACAUCCACCCUCGCGCCCUGCUCAACGUAAACACAGCGGCGUAACACAUAUCGGGUGACGUCACGUGACGUAUGGCAGAUAGGAGCUACGCUUACGACCCGGUUAAUACCGGCGUGCCAGUCAACCAGCAAUCGUAUAGAAUGGAGGCGGGACAACUGUGGCGGCAAUUUGUCAUCGCCGGAAUCGGCAACAUCGCGAUAGCCUCUACAGGCUAUUGCAUGGGAUGGACGUCCCCGGUGAACCUGAAGCUGCACCAGAACACGACGGAGAACCCCCUGGGAGAGCCCAUCACCCAGGAUCAGGAGGCAUGGAUCGGAUCACUGCUCACAGUCGGAGCGAUCUUCGGUCCCUUCUUGGGCGGUUUCGCGGCAUCCAAGAUCGGUCGCAAAUGGGGUCUCCUGAGCACAGCCAUCCCUCUGUUCAUCGGUUGGAUCAUGAUGGCGGCUGCUUCGAGCGUCGGCAUGAUCUAUGGAGGUCGUAUCUUCUGGGGUUUGGCUGUCGGCAUGUUGUUCACAAUCUCCCCAAUGUACUGCGCUGAAAUUUCUACGAACGAAGCCCGAGGAGCCCUGGGUUCCUUCCUGCAGCUGUUCAUCACUCUCGGUUACCUGCUGGUGUACGGCAUCGGGCCCUUCGUGUCCUACGGUGUCAUCGCCUACGUCGGUAUCGCCUUCACCGCAGUCUUCUGUGUCACAUUCUUCUUCAUGCCCGAAUCGCCUUUCUAUUAUUUGGGCAGAGAUGACAAGGAGUCUGCAGCAGCUUGCCUGGCGACCAUCCGCGGUCGCUCCCGCGCAGGUGUCAUGGCUGAGAUCGACCAGAUGGCAGCCGAUGUCGCAGCUUCCAUGGAGAAAACUGCUACGAUUGCCGAUGUGUUCCGCGGCAGCAACUUCAAGGCGUUCUACAUCUCGUGCGCGCUGGUCUUCUUCCAACAGUUCAGUGGCAUCAACGCUGUGCUCUUCUACAUGACCAACAUCUUCGAGGCAGCUGGCUCAGCCCUCGACUCUGCCAUUGCCACCAUCAUCAUUGGUGUUGUCCAGGUGGUCGCUUCCUGCAUCACUCCAUUCGUCGUUGACAGGCUGGGACGCAGGCUGCUCCUGCUUAUCUCAGCGUUCGGUACUGCCGUUGGUCUUGGCCUGUUGGGCAUGUACUUCAUCCUGGCCAGCCAGCACAGCCCCGUGGUGGAGAAGAUCAGCUUCCUGCCCGUCCUGUCCCUGAUCCUGUUCAUCGUGACCUACUGCUGGGGUCUGGGUCCUCUGCCCUGGGCCGUCAUGUCCGAGCUGCUGCCCAUUGAGGUCAAGGCCAUCGCCUCGCCUAUUGCGACCGCCUUCUGUUGGGUCCUGUCUUUCUUGAUCACCAGGUACUUCAGUACCAUCGCGGAGGCACUGGGCAUGGGACCGACUUUCUUCAUCUUCGGUGGAUGUUGUGUGGUCGCCUUCUUCUUCACGCUGUUCCUGGUCCCCGAGACCAAGGGCAAGAGCUUCCAGGAGAUCCAAGACAUGCUGGCUGGCAAGUCUUCCAAGCCCGAGAAAGCCUAAAUAAAAUUACUCUUAUUCGGAAUUUUUAAUGUGCCGUCAAUGUCAUAUGACUAUAAUCAUUAAAUAUUAGUAUUAUUGAUCAAGGGCUUAGCUUGGGAUAAAUGCGGUAGAAAUUUUCAAUUAUCAAAUGAAUCUACUUUAAAUAUCUUAUCUACUUACAAGAAGAUGUCGUUUCUUAAAAUUAAUGAAUAGAGAAAAUCCUUUUUGGUCGUGUUUGUUUUUUUGCAAUUCUGGGUUGUCUUGAACAGCUUCUUAAAAAAUAUACUUUAAAUAAU
This is a messenger RNA of Trichoplusia ni (cabbage looper), 1972 nucleotides long. RefSeq names its product facilitated trehalose transporter Tret1-like. Lineage: Eukaryota; Metazoa; Arthropoda; Insecta; Lepidoptera; Noctuidae. Gene Ontology annotation, cellular component: membrane. The transcript has 11 exons. Gene Ontology annotation, biological process: transmembrane transport; carbohydrate transport. Gene Ontology annotation, molecular function: sugar transmembrane transporter activity. Bases 237 to 1697 code for a protein of 486 amino acids. The record is from RefSeq and is a predicted model, not a curated record.